AUGGACGACACAGAAGACGACUGGGCUAAAUGGCGCCACCCUCUCGACCUUAACCGCCCUCACCCUUGGGUUCCCUCCUGUCCCGUACCUUUCGACCCCUCUCCGGAGACGCCUUUCGGCCGCUCCAUGGUUCACCGUCAUAAUCGUGAAACCAGUAACUACCUGUAUCUCAUGAUCUCCCUCUCAGAGCCAACUUUUGAGCUCCAGGAUCUCUCCCUACAACAGCCAUUUUCGUUGAAAGAGCUGCAUUCCUUCUGCGGCAAGGCUUCCGGAAUGUACGCGAUUGCGGACCUGAGAGAGAAGCCACGCUUAAGACCGAGGUCGGUUGGUCUGUGUGGACGGCUCUAUGACGAAUGGUUUAAGCUGGUUGAGAGCGAUUCGAUGCAUGAGACGCGCUUUUUUGCUCGGUUCAUGCAGACGGAUGGCUUGAAUGUUGCAGAGAUUAUUGCGCGUCAUAGGACGUUGAGCCAGCAGCUCGAGACACAGAUGAGAGUCCCCAUUGAACGGGCUGUGGAGGGGGAGAGCUACUCCAUCGGAAAAGAAAGGGAGUAUCAUUGGGAGUGCACGUUAUUACCGAGCUUCAAGAAUCUAGUCAUCAUAGUCGAGGAGCAGAGCUUCAGGGCUCCUGCCGUACUUUUUGUUUUGGAUCCUGAACUGGCGCAGGGGAUCAAGGAGAUGGAACAAGCAGAAGAAGACGAGAUUGGGGGACACAAGGUUAUUAGACUGAGAGCGGCUAUGGAAGAUAUCAUGCGCGCUGUGGUCGCCAUGCAGAAGAAAACUACUGCGGAACACGAUGCCAUCACGGGAUGCUAUAGAGAGGACUAA
Molecule: messenger RNA, 825 nt
Organism: Talaromyces atroroseus
Lineage: Eukaryota; Fungi; Ascomycota; Eurotiomycetes; Eurotiales; Trichocomaceae
Exons: 1
Coding region: 1-825 (274 amino acids)
Source: RefSeq, a predicted model, not a curated record